Elgaria multicarinata webbii is the source of this 2351-nucleotide messenger RNA. RefSeq names its product metabolism of cobalamin associated A (gene MMAA). NCBI's taxonomy places the organism in Eukaryota, Metazoa, Chordata, Lepidosauria, Squamata, Anguidae. The record is from RefSeq and is a predicted model, not a curated record. The coding region runs from base 1154 to 2284 and encodes 376 amino acids. The transcript is spliced from 5 exons. Gene Ontology annotation, molecular function: GTP binding; GTPase activity. Gene Ontology annotation, cellular component: cytoplasm.
UUUAGCAUCCUUAGUAUUGUAUUAUGACUUUGUUAUAAUACAUCUGUUUAGCAGGAAAAUGCCUGGAUAAGUGUUCCUCUUGGAAUGUUCAACCUCGUUUUAGAAUCCUUACACCCCAUUCCUAAAUAAGUUUUCUCAGAUAUAGGUUCCAUUGAUUCCAUGGGACUUACUUCCAAGUAAACAUUUGGAUCCAAAAUAUUUUCAGAGUAGUAGAUAAGAAAAAAUGCAGUUCUUUUUCUAAUUUUGUUAGAAUUUGAGCACGCGGGAGAGUUGAAAAAUGGAACUAAUAGCCCAUCUACUAAAGGGCGCAACAUAUAUAUGUUGCUCCAUCUGUGUAUUAUGCUAAUACUUUACUGUAGAAAUUCAAACAGCAUGUUUUAAUAUAGGAAGCACUCAUUUGGCUCCCAUGUUUAGGUCUGUAGACCAUUCAUUCUAAGCCCUAGUAGGUCAGCCCAAAGGCCUGUCUAGUCUACAUCCUGUUUCCUACAGUAGCCAACCAGAUGCUUCUGGGAGUGUUAGGGCUGUUCAAAUGGACAGUACAUUAACUCAGUACAAAAUUCACAUGAACAGGGGCCAAUUUGUAACUUACUACUGUACUGUUUUUGCUUAUACCCAGGUAGACACUACCUCUCUAGUUUUGUUUUAAAUUUCUAGCAGUUCAGUAACUGAAGUAGAACUGAUCUAUGUGAUUUGGAAAUUCUGCAGGCUGACAAGUGAAUUCUGGAUAUGUGGACCUGAAAUUUAAGGUUUGUGGGAUAGAUUGGUAGAAAUGGUAAAAUGCGUAAGGGCUUCAGUUCAUAUUACAUGUGGUGAGAAGUCAAGGGGAUGCUUACCACUUUCUCUGCCUCUCUUUGCUACUUUAAAUGCACUUCACAAAGCUGGCUUUUCCUAGAAAAGAGCUUCAGCUAUUGGACAGUAUAGAAAUGAAAUAAUUAAAUAAAAAAAAUAGGAAAGUCAGCUGUUAUGCUUCUGUUAUGUGCUACAUAAACAAAUAGCCACAUGUUAUAUGUGGCUAAACAUAUAUUUCGUGAGUUGACCAGAAACAGUGGUCUUGUAUAUUGCUAUUUUAUAACUGAAAAUAAAAUGUGGAAAUACUACGCAUUUUUCUUCUCUUAUUAGGCUGUAAAAACAGAUUUCUCUGACUCAAGACAAAAUGAAUGGAUCAUCACUGCUGCUGCGAUUUCCUCUCCAUCGUUUUCAUAAGAAUAUUAGGAAACUGUCUUGGAACUGUUUCUCGUGGAGGUCCAGCCUUGGAUCUUUGUUUCCAUAUGACCAACAGGUUAAUUCACUGCAACUGUGUUGUUCAAAGAGGAUGAUAUUUUUAAAGGGCUUGAACACUGGCCUAUGUUGUCCAGCAACAUUAGAACAGCAGACACGGGAGCUGUCUGACAAGGAGCAAAGACUUCUACACAAACUGUACAGUGGACUAAUUCAAGGACACAGGGCCUGUUUAGCAGAAGCUAUUACUCUCAUAGAAUCCACACACAGCAGGAAGAAGGAGAUUGCACAGGUGCUUCUUCAGAAGGUACUAUCCUACCACAGAGAACAAGAACAGUUAAAUAAAGGAAAACCACUAGCCUUUAGAGUGGGCUCACUCUUGGGAGAUAAAACACGAAUGACCGACUUGUCAAGAGAUAUGAAUGCUUACAUCAGACCAUCUCCAACCAGAGGAACUCUGGGCGGUGUGACACGGACCACAAAUGAAGCCAUUCUGUUGUGUGAAGGAGGAGGCUAUGACAUCGUUCUUGUGGAAACAGUAGGUGUGGGCCAGUCAGAGUUUGCUGUUGCUGAUAUGGUUGAUAUGUUUGUAUUGCUGCUGCCACCAGCAGGAGGAGACGAAUUGCAGGGUAUCAAACGAGGUAUAAUUGAGAUGGCAGAUCUUGUUGCUGUAACCAAAGCUGAUGGGGAUCUCAUUGUGCCAGCACGAAGAAUUCAAGCAGAAUAUGUCAGUGCUCUGAAAUUACUCCGUAAGCGCUCAAAGGUUUGGAGACCAAAGGUAAUGCGGAUCUCUGCCAAAACUGGAGAAGGCAUCUCUGACAUAUGGGAUAAGAUGACAGAAUUCAGAGACCUCAUGUUUACAAGUGGUGAGUUGCUCGCCAAACGAAGGAGACAGCAAAAAGUGUGGAUGUGGAAUGUAAUCCAAGAAACCAUGCUGGACCAUUUCCGGAGUCAUUUGGCAGUGAGAGAUCAGAUUCCACUUCUGGAAGAAAAGGUUGCCAGUGGGAUCCUCUCUCCUGGUCUGGCUGCAGACCUGUUGCUCAAAGCUUUUAAAGAAAAACCUUAAAACUCAUCUGUAUGUGUUUAGCUGAUCAUAUAAAAUACAUGAAUAUUAAAAACAAUUGUCUAAGGCA